UGGGCUCAGCGCGAGCCCGGAGCCCUUGAACGCGAGGCGAGGAGCCCCCGGAGCCCCCGAACCGCAGCCACAUCCCUGCGCCGCGCACCCCGGAGCCCAGACCUGCGCGUCCCGCUGGGCCCGCGCGAUGCCCUCGGACCGGCCUUUCAAGCAGCGGCGGAGCUUCGCCGACCGCUGUAAGGAGGUGCAGCAGAUCCGCGACCAGCACCCCAGCAAGAUCCCGGUGAUCAUCGAGCGCUACAAGGGUGAGAAGCAGCUGCCGGUCCUGGAUAAGACCAAGUUCCUGGUCCCGGACCAUGUCAACAUGAGCGAGCUGGUCAAGAUCAUCCGGCGCCGCCUGCAGCUGAACCCCACGCAGGCCUUCUUCCUGCUGGUGAACCAGCACAGCAUGGUGAGCGUGUCCACACCCAUCGCAGACAUCUACGAGCAGGAGAAAGACGACGACGGCUUCCUCUACAUGGUCUACGCCUCCCAGGAAACCUUCGGCUUCUGAGCCAGCAGCCCAUGCCUCUCUGCCCAUCUGCCCCUCACCCACCCGAGGCACUGCCCCGUUCGUGGACCUGCUCACCCCUAAGGACUGGUCCCUGGCUUCCCUGGUCUUGACAUGGUGUAUGGAUCUGUGGUCAUUGUUCCUCUGCAGAAUUAAAGAUUGCUCAGGCCUGCCUGGC
Messenger RNA from Loxodonta africana (African savanna elephant), 668 nucleotides. It is a transcript of the gene MAP1LC3A, whose product is annotated as microtubule associated protein 1 light chain 3 alpha. Gene Ontology annotation, biological process: cellular response to nitrogen starvation; autophagosome maturation; autophagosome assembly. Gene Ontology annotation, cellular component: cytosol; autophagosome; autophagosome membrane. The transcript is spliced from 5 exons. The record is from RefSeq and is a predicted model, not a curated record. Gene Ontology annotation, molecular function: ubiquitin protein ligase binding; microtubule binding. Bases 128 to 493 code for a protein of 121 amino acids. Lineage: Eukaryota; Metazoa; Chordata; Mammalia; Proboscidea; Elephantidae.